Molecule: messenger RNA, 1695 nt
Organism: Fusarium musae
Lineage: Eukaryota; Fungi; Ascomycota; Sordariomycetes; Hypocreales; Nectriaceae
Exons: 1
Coding region: 1-1695 (564 amino acids)
Biological process (GO): sphingolipid metabolic process
Molecular function (GO): glucosylceramidase activity
Source: RefSeq, a predicted model, not a curated record
AUGCUCUUCUCGCUCGUUCUUCCUACCCUUGCCUUUCAAGCCAGCCUGGCGCUCGGCGAUACAUCCGUUACUGUCAACACCAGCCAGAAACUCCAGGUCAUCGAUGGCUUUGGUGUCUCAGAAGCCUACGGCCACGCCAAACAAUUCCAAAACCUCGGUCCUGGACCACAGAAAGAGGGCCUCGAUCUUCUCUUCAACACUACAACCGGCGCAGGCUUAUCCAUCAUCCGAAACAAGAUCGGCUGCGACGCCUCCAACUCCAUCACCAGCACCAACACCGACAACCCAGAUAAGCAGGCUGUUUACCAUUUUGACGGCGAUGAUGAUGGUCAGGUAUGGUUUAGCAAACAGGCCAUGAGCUAUGGUGUAGAUACUAUCUACGCUAAUGCUUGGUCUGCGCCUGUAUACAUGAAGUCAGCCCAGAGUAUGGGCCGUCUCUGCGGUACACCUGGUGUGUCGUGCUCCUCUGGAGAUUGGAGACAUCGUUACGUUGAGAUGAUAGCUGAGUACCUCUCCUACUACAAGCAGGCUGGCAUCCCAGUGUCGCACGUUGGAUUCCUCAAUGAGGGUGACGGCUCGGACUUUAUGCUCUCAACUGCCGAACAGGCUGCAGAUGUCAUUCCUCUUCUACACAGCGCUUUGCAGUCCAAGGGCCUUGGCGAUAUCAAGAUGACGUGCUGUGAUAACAUCGGUUGGAAGUCACAGAUGGACUAUACCGCCAAGCUGGCUGAGCUUGAGGUGGAGAAGUAUCUAUCUGUCAUCACAUCCCACGAGUACUCCAGCAGCCCCGACCAGCCUAUGAACACUACAUUGCCAACCUGGAUGUCCGAGGGAGCUGCCAAUGACCAGGCAUUUGCCACAGCGUGGUACGUCAACGGCGGUUCCAACGAAGGUUUCACAUGGGCAGUCAAGAUCGCACAAGGCAUCGUCAAUGCCGACCUCUCAGCGUAUAUCUACUGGGAGGGCGUUGAGACCAACAACAAGGGGUCUCUAUCUCACGUCAUCGACACGGACGGUACCAAGUUUACCAUAUCCUCGAUUCUCUGGGCCAUUGCUCACUGGUCGCGCCAUAUUCGCCCUGGGGCGCAUAGACUUUCGACUUCAGGUGUUGUGCAAGAUACGAUUGUUGGUGCGUUUGAGAACGUUGAUGGCAGUGUCGUCAUGGUGCUCACCAACUCUGGCACUGCUGCUCAGACUGUGGACCUGGGUGUUUCGGGAAGUAGCUUCUCAACAGCUCAGGCUUUCACUUCGGAUGCUGAGGCGCAGAUGGUCGAUACCAAGGUGACUCUGUCCGACGGUCGUGUCAAGGUUACGGUCCCGGUGCACGGUGUCGUCACUGUGAAGCUCACAACAGCAAAGAGCUCCAAACCGGUCUCAACUGCUGUUUCUGCGCAAUCUGCUCCCACUCCAACUAGUGUUAAGCACACCUUGGCUCACCAGAAGACUUCUUCAACAACACUCUCGACCGCCAAGGCCCCAACCUCCACUCAGACUGCCUCUGUAGUUGAGUCAGCCAAGGCGGUGAAAUACCCUGUCCCCCCUGUAGCAUCCAAGGGAUCCUCGAAGAGUGUUUCCAAGAAGGGUACCAAGAAGACCACUACGAAGAAGGGCUCCCACCAAUCGCACAAGGCGCAUAGUGCUACUCAUCGUCGAUGCCGCCAUGGAAGUUACCGUCGUGGCCACUGCACCAAAUAA